GGAUCAGAAAUCGGGAGCCAGAGCACAGCGUGCCCGACCCCGCUGACCGAGCAGCCAGAGCCAGAGUGCGGACCCUCCGGGCCAGUGGGCACAGCCGGGGCCGGGGUGGGAGGCACAGUCCAUGCGGCGGCGGGCAGCGCUUGCCAGGCUCCGGGAAGCACGAGGAGGUGAGGCGAGGCGAGGCACGGCAAGGCAGGGGAAGGCAAGUGAAGGCGAGCCGCUCCGGCCGCUCUCGGACAUUGACCGCCAGGAUUUGAACAUAAUUUUUGGCAUAGAAAAAUUGUGACUGCUUAGAGGCUUCUUUGAUCUUCAUUGGACACCAAUACCUGGACAUCAUGAUCUCCCAUUUCAUCAUUUUUCUGAGAAUCUUUGGCUCCCUUUUGCUGUUUGGAUUCCAGCUUGUCCUCCCUCAGCCCUCCAUUGAGCACAGAAAGGUUCCUCAGAGGAUAGAAGAGUCCACUAAUGCUUCGGAAGAUAGUAAUGAGGGCAUCCCAGGAGUGUGGGGUGCUUGGGGUCCUUGGUCAGCUUGUUCUAGGACAUGCAGUGGAGGUGUGAUGGAGCAGACAAGACCUUGUCUUCCUAGCACUUACCGGAUGAGAGGUUACCUUAGGCCUGGGGCUCCAUUCCCAGCUUCGGAAAGGGCUCUCUCCUACCAUUGGGCACACCUCCGUGAAGAUUCAGGAAGUCCAUACUCUAGCCAUGUCAUCUCUGCCAUCCGCAACUCUGUGCCCCUCCAUAGAACCCAGGAUCAGAGAGCAGGACUGCAGUCCACUGACAGUUUUGGGGACCGGAAUGAUAGCCAUCUAAACCAAGGGAUCUUGAGGGGCAGUCGGCAUUCUCACUCUCGAGGGAGGGAACCAAAAUCAGAAAGAAGGAGUAGAAACAGAAGUCCCAUUGCCCCUGGAAAAUAUGGCUAUGGGAAAGCUCCAUACAUAUUACCACUGCAGACGGACACUGGCCAGCCCCCUCAGAGGCUUCGGAGACAGAGACAGUCAGCUCAGCAUCAAAGAUACCAUGGGGAGGCAGACCUUGGUCCUCAUUACAGCCAUCUAGCAACCUCUGCUGUACAGCGCAGGCAUCUCUACCAAGGCAACCAUGCUUCUCAGCCCAGACUCCAGCCCUUGGAGUCCUCAAUUUACCAGCCACCUUUAUCCCGUCUCCAGGGCUUCCCUGCAACUCCAAGUCUAUUCCAUAGCAUGGAAGUGAGUAGUAGCCCUGGUGGAGGAUCCCACCGUUCAUCUCUCCGUCCACCCCACAGCUUUUCUCAGCCCCACCGAUCUACAGAGAUCAUGUGCAUUGGAGCUUACCGACAAUACAAGCUCUGUAACACUAACCAAUGUCCAGAAAACAGUAGAAACAUCCGGGAGGUACAGUGCGCAUCCUAUAACAACAAGCCUUUCAUGGGUCGUUUCUAUGAAUGGGAACCAUUUGCAGAAGUACGGGGAAAUCAAAAGUGUGAGCUGAACUGCCAAGCAAUGGGCUAUCGCUUCUACGUGAGGCAAGCUGAGAAGGUCAUUGAUGGCACUCCUUGUGACCAGAAUGGCACAUCCAUCUGUGUAUCAGGGCAAUGCAAGACUAUUGGCUGUGACGACUACCUAGGCUCUGACAAGGUCGUAGAUAAAUGCGGUAUCUGUGGAGGAGACAACACAGGCUGUCAGAUUGUGUCAGGAGUGUUUAAGCACACCCUCACCAGCCUGGGCUAUCACCGUGUUGUUGAAAUCCCACAAGGGGCCACAAAAAUUAAUAUCACUGAGAUGUACAAAAGCAACAAUUAUUUGGCACUUCGGAGCCGAUCAGGCCGUUCCAUCAUCAAUGGAAACUGGGCAAUUGACCGGCCUGGUAAAUAUGAAGGCGGAGGGACGAUGUUCACCUACAAGCGCCCAAAUGAAAUCUCUAGCACUGCAGGAGAGUCAUUUGUGGCUGAAGGUCCCACUAAUGAGAUCCUAGAUGUCUAUAUGAUACACCAGCAACCCAACCCAGGUGUCCACUAUGAGUAUGUUAUCUCAGGAACUAAUGCCAUUAGCCCACAGCUACCACCUCACAGAAGACCAGGAGAGCCUUUCAAUGGGCAGCUAGCUGUGCCAGAUGGAAGGAAUCCAGAGGGAGAGGAAAAGCAACAAGAAGAGAAAAAGGAGAAAUUUCCCAAUGGGGACAUGGAAAUAUUUACUGAAGACACCACCCACACCUUUGCAGUGAGACAGCCUGAAAGAUUUUCCCCCCACCAGCCAGACAACCUGGUUCCAGUUGUACAACCACCACGGAGAACCAGAGACCACAACUGGAAGCAGGUUGGGACAACAGAGUGCUCAGCUACCUGUGGGAAAGGAUCACAAUAUCCCAUCUUUCACUGUGUGAGCAGAAGUUCUCACGAAGAGGUUCCCGACAGCUAUUGUGACCCUACCACCAAACCUACUCCUGAAGAAGAACCCUGCAAUAUUUUUCCUUGCCCAGCCUUCUGGGACAUAGGGGAAUGGUCUGAAUGCAGCAAGACAUGUGGCCUUGGAAUGCAACACCGCCAAGUUCUCUGUCGCCAGAUGUAUGCCAACAGGACCCUAACUGUGCAGCCAUACCGCUGCCAGCACCUGGAGAAACCAGAGACCACCAGUACUUGCCAGCUGAAGAUCUGUAGUGAGUGGCAAAUCCGGACAGAAUGGACCUCGUGUUCAGUACCUUGUGGUGUGGGGCAAAGGACUCGAGAUGUGAAGUGUGUCAGCAACAUCGGGGAUGUUGUCGAUGAUGAAGAAUGUAACAUGAAGCUCCGGCCAAAUGACAUUGAAAACUGUGAUAUGGGGCCCUGUGCAAAGAGCUGGUUCCUGACAGAGUGGAGUGAAAGGUGCUCUGCAGAAUGCGGUGUUGGAGUGAGAACACGUUCAGUGGUGUGCAUGACCAACCAUGUUAGCAGUCUGCCCUUAGAGGGCUGUGGCAACAACAGACCAGCAGAAGUUACCCCCUGUGACAACGGGCCCUGUGCUGGCAAAGUGGAGUGGUUUGCUGGGAGCUGGAGUCAGUGCUCAAUUGAAUGUGGGAGAGGAACACAACAGAGGGAAGUGAUUUGUAUAAGGAAGAAUCCGGCCACCUUUGAUGUGUUAGAUCCACACGAAUGUUCAUUCUUAGAAAGACCUCCCAGUCAGCAAUCCUGCUACCUCAAACCCUGUGGUGCUAAAUGGUUUAGUACAGAAUGGAGCGUGUGCUCCAAAAGCUGCCAAGGUGGAUUCCGGGUACGAGAGGUACGAUGUCUAUCAGAUGACAUGACACCAAGUAACCAAUGUGACCCUCAGUCUAAACCAGAAGAGAAAGAAUCUUGCAAUCCUCAGGACUGUAUCCCUGAAAUUGAUGAAAACUGCAAAGACAAAUACUACAACUGCAACGUGGUGGUCCAGGCCCGGCUCUGUGUGUACACCUAUUAUAAGACUGCAUGCUGUGCAUCCUGUACAAGAGUGGCUAACAGACAGUCGAGUUUUGCAGGGCGUAGAUAAUGCCCAUUCCAAUCACUGGGGGAUUGGACAGAUUUGUAAGCAGUGUUGUUGGGGUGCCUCUCAGCAGGCUCUACCUAGCUCGGGGGACACACAAAUACAAUUUAAUCACAUCUCUUCAGUUAAAUAUAAUGGGGAAGGGGUAUCUGGGAGCACAUUAGGGUUGUAAAAAUGAUGCUCUCAAAUGAUGCCUCAUCCUCUGAACAUUCCCAUUGAUUAAUCCUGCCCCACGUGCCCAGCAUCGGCUAACGGCCCUCAUGAGAACCGUGCAGCCAAGCUGUUAUCCCAACACAUUCCAAACCAGCAAUGCUGUUGACCAAGUGUUUUGUGGCUGUUGGUGUUUGUGGACUCUCUAAAAAUUAGUGGACUAAAGAUAGGACCUGGGAAAAGUAAUUUUGUAUCUGUCAACCUCAUUAAGCUUUUCUGAGUGACACCUAUCUUUUCCUUUCUCUAAUCUCAGCUUACCCAUACCUGUUUUCCGUCCGGCCUUACCAAGGAUCACAUACUCUACUUAGGUCACCAGAUAAGUAAAAUUCUGAAUAACCAGAUACCUUUUCACCAAUAUAAAAAUAUCGUAUCAAAUACCAAAUGUCCAUGAAAUUUACAACCUAGAGUAUGAAAAUAUGAGUAGAGGCUGAGAAUUCUCUCCCCAAAUCUUUAUUCCCCAAUACUUUGUCCUUAAAAACUGACCAGUAAGUGUUCUCUCCCCCACCCCUAGGAGUACACACAAAUCAUUGAUGCAUGGAUGUCUUAGGGCUUUGUCAAUAAAGUAAUAUUUGUUAGGACUGAGCAGCUAGUGAUUUGAUUGGCUGAAAUUUUCACUCUCCUUUUAUCCAUCUGCAUAUUCCCCACCCCAACAGGAAUUUUUCUUCUAUGACCCAUUAACUAACGGUACAAUUUUAUUUUGUGCUCAAAAAUAGGUUCUAGAACUUGGGGGAAUCUUAGAACCCAUUUGUUCUGUCCUUUUCAUCUUACAGAUAAGGAAACCUAAGCCCAGGAAGGUGAAGCAAUUCCCCUGAGGUCAUGCAAUUAGUAAAGUCAUCAAGGCAGAAUUUGAACCUACAUCCACUAACUACACAUUUAGUCAUCUUUCCAUCACUCUACUUUACAGAGCACCUUACAGUUUACAGAGUACAUUCUCCACAACAUUCCUGUAACACAACACAAAAUUAUUGACUCCAUUUUAUAGAUGAAGAAACAGAGGCUCAGAGAGAUAAGGCUGAAAUCCUGCCUCUGUCACUUUACUAUG
Molecule: messenger RNA, 4722 nt
Organism: Phascolarctos cinereus (koala)
Lineage: Eukaryota; Metazoa; Chordata; Mammalia; Diprotodontia; Phascolarctidae
Gene: THSD4
Product: thrombospondin type 1 domain containing 4
Biological process (GO): extracellular matrix organization; proteolysis
Cellular component (GO): extracellular matrix
Molecular function (GO): metalloendopeptidase activity
Source: RefSeq, a predicted model, not a curated record